AUGCGCCCGGCGCUUGUUCGCUUACUGAAGAGGCCAUCCGCUGUCUCGGUCCUCGACUCUUUAGUAUCAACGCCGCUUGGGAUCGAACAAUUGGAGCUAAAUUACAAGCGCUUACGAUGCCAAAACCGAACGAUAUCGCAGAGCACCAGCCUCAAUGAACCUGAAUUCGGAUCUCAACCGUCGGCCACCAAGGAGUCUCCCGCCGCUGAAUACAACAAGUCGAACCGACAACCUUUCAGCUUUCGUGUGCACGAGAUAGGAUCGUCGCGCGAGAAGACCGAUGAUGAUAUACCGCAUCCAAAGAAAUACCCGGGUGCAAAGGCACCUGCGCGCUCAUUGGCAUUACAACAGGAAAGGCUGGAAUUCGAGUCGGACGUUGGACAUAUCAAGGACAUAGGCACGAAAUUAGUGGACGAUCCAGCAAGACGGCAUGAUUUUGCUCUCUGGGAGGAACUUCUUCGUCAUCGACAGCGUCACUAUGGAGACAAGGGCACUUUAGACAUUUGGGAGGGAUUGACGAUUCGACAUGAUGGGAUAGAGCUGCCUGUCGAUGGGGAGCACGCAGAUUUCCUUUGGGAGAGCUUCAUCGAGCUUGGCCUGAGACGGGGGUUACUCUUGCAAGAAAUUGUGACUUAUGCUUCUGAGCUGUGGAAAAAAAGUGGUAAACGGUGGGAAAGGCUUUACCUCAAGGUUGUCGGUGGGCUUCUGGAACGUGGCAUGGUGCAGCAAGCAGUCACAUGGCAUGAAAACCUGCAACAUCCGCAUUUGUCGAACCCAAAUGACAUAUUACAUCUCCUUGAGCCAGCAAUAUCGCUUGGUGCUCAUCAAAUGGUCGACCAAGGGGCGAUAGCUCCCGGCGUACGUGCGUUCAGGCAAAUUUGUCGCAGAACUCAAGUCCGUCAUAUAUAUGGCCCAGUUAUUUCGAGGUUGCUGCAGUCAGGGCUUGGGAGGGAGGCAUUAUGGAUGCAUAAUUUUUUCGUCUCACACAAUGAACAUCCGCGAAGAUUUGAGGACAUCCAGAGGUUGCUGCAAUAUGCAAUGGAACAUACGCCGACAUACGUUUAUCAGAAACUGGAAACAUAUGCAAUGGAUACGUUCGAGUCCAAGCGUGUGGAGUCCAAUGACCGGAAUGUGACUACUGGGGAGGAACGAGUCGAAAAUUACAUGGUGAAAGAAAAGCCGUUCAGCGACGAGCUAGGUGCACGGCUUUUCGCGACUCGAUCAUUCAACUUAGACAUGAUUCUUUCGGGGCUACGCAUGCUGGGGGUGACGGCUAUUGGACCGCAAUCAUUGCGUGAGAUGGCAGUCCGCGCUCACGGAAGCCAGGACCUUCUGGACAAACUCCGGCUGCUCCAGAGAUCAGGCAUUUCUGUUGGUGACAGCGUAUUUGCGCGCUUGAUUCGCAGACUAGCAGAGGAAAAACGUGAUAUCCUUCUUUCCGACCUACUUCACAGCGACCAACAUCCAGAUGUACUUGAGGAUGCCACUAUGCAGGAGUCCCUUCUAAUAUCGUACUACAUGACACGCGAUUGGCGCCACUAUCAGAUGACACUAGCCAUUCUUGCUGAGCUUUCGGAAGAAGGCCCUGAGCUCUUCAACGUGCAUUUCCGGAAACAAAUUAUUGCAGGUCAUUUAAAAUCUGCAGCCAAGGUCGUGGACACGAUGACUUUGCGCGGCCGAACCCUAACCAAGGACAGUCUUGAUCUCCUGGUUCGCAAGGCUCUCGGUCCACGAAGGCCAGGGGUUGGGCCGCCAGUAAGAUUUGGCCUCCACCCUAGCAAGGAAGUGCUCGUCGUUUUUCGAAUAUUGAAGCGUGCUGUCCCAAAAGGCUGUCAUGUGGAUGCUGAUCUCUGGGUUGAGAUAUUGAAACGAUUUGGAAUGACCCACCGCUGGUAUGAAGUUCGAGAUUGCUCCCUUUGGCUGGCGCGGUUUUAUUCCUCACUAGCGAAACCGCCUGGCAACGAGCCAUGGCCCAUUCGUCCAUCAGACCAACACAAAGCUAGGAUAGCCAUCCCACCCGCACACUAUGGAAGCGACAUGCUGAAGGCAAUCUUCAGCUCCCAGAUGCAGGCCGCCCUCGUCUCGUGGGGAUUCCGCUGUCGGGUUUCCCUUUCCGAGGCAAAGGCCUACAACCCCUUCAAGGUGAAGGGUGAACAACUAGUUCCUUGGGUUCGUGGGCUGGUACUCCUCCGAGAGCUGGAGCAACAUGGCAUCCGACUCGCAAGGUAUUGGAUUCGCCGCACAUGUCGACACCGUCUGGCCGUGCUCUUCGGGCGAGAUCGGUUGUCAAGCCGUCCCAGAAACCGGAUGUUGCGCCGCGAGAACCCAUAUGACGUGCAUCAGGUCACCCAGGACAUGAACCGGGCCUGGGGCAGUCAUACCCUGUUUCGUGGUUGGGAGGUGAAAGACUUGCACCGGUUGGUGAAUCCACCCAGCACCAAAAUGUCUCUGAAUCGGACCCGGCGUACCGUAUUCCGGGCAACUCACCUGCGCAAGGGUGCGUUCGUGCGGACAAGAUGA
This is a messenger RNA of Aspergillus chevalieri, 2520 nucleotides long. RefSeq lists its product as uncharacterized. The transcript has a single exon. Lineage: Eukaryota; Fungi; Ascomycota; Eurotiomycetes; Eurotiales; Aspergillaceae. The record is from RefSeq and is a predicted model, not a curated record. Bases 1 to 2520 code for a protein of 839 amino acids.